AUGUCGAAGGAUGUAAUAGAAUACUCAAAACUAUUUGCUAAACUAGUCAACCCGAGCGAUGAUACGAAACUAGAUGAUACAAUAGCGUCCUUCUUAUAUUAUAUGUUUCCAAGAGAGCUCUUUAUUCGAGCAAUUUCGUUGUUAGAAUCCUCAGACAUGUUUAUUUACAUACUAGAUAAAGUUUAUGAGAAGGAAGGUAAUGUGGCUGCAUCAUUGAUUGAUGUAUUGGUUGACGAGUUUUAUACGGACUCAUCAAGUUCACCGUUGGAGUAUCGCUUAAUCGUCAAGGAUACCAACGAUGGAGCCCCUCCAAUACUGGUAGAUAUAGUUCAGUGGUUCUGUUCAUGCGAAGAGUAUUGUGAGCAUUUUCACGGGGCACUAGAAAAAACUGACCAAAAAGAAGAAUUGCACGAUGCGCUGGUUAAUGAAAUUGAUGAUCACUUGCAGUUUUCGAAUGAUAGGUUUGCGCAGCUGGAUCCUCAUAGCUUGUCCAAACAGUGGUAUUUCAAAUUUGAUAAAAUUUGCUGUUCACAUUUGCUAGCGUUUUCUAUUUUGCUCAGGUCUUCAGCCAACGUACUGAAGUUUUUCACUGUUAGCUCAAGUAAAGUUUUUGUUAUCUCUAUAGAUAAUAUCGAUGAAUGGUUAAACUUGCAUAUCAACAUAGUUGAAUAA
Molecule: messenger RNA, 672 nt
Organism: Saccharomyces mikatae IFO 1815
Lineage: Eukaryota; Fungi; Ascomycota; Saccharomycetes; Saccharomycetales; Saccharomycetaceae
Gene: SHU2
Product: Shu2p
Exons: 1
Coding region: 1-672 (223 amino acids)
Source: RefSeq, a predicted model, not a curated record